This is a messenger RNA of Miscanthus lutarioriparius, 687 nucleotides long. The record is from the annotation of a GenBank genome assembly. NCBI's taxonomy places the organism in Eukaryota, Viridiplantae, Streptophyta, Magnoliopsida, Poales, Poaceae.
AUGGACGCUGCCGGCGGGGUGGAGGCCGCCGCCAACGGCGGGGUCGAGGGCUCCGCCGACCCCUGCAGCUCAGGCGGUGCCGGCGGGUACAGGCUCUCCGCCCACCAGAUCGCCGGCGGCGGGAAAGCUGCUGAUAUCAUCUUAUGGAGGCGAGGGCGUGUUACAUUUGGUGUUAUAUUUGGUGCUACUAUGGCAUGGUGGUUGUUUGAGAAGUCUGGACUAUCAUUGUUAACUAUCUGCUGUGAUAUAUUUCUCAUCUUGAUAGUUCUGCAGUUCUUACGGGUUAAAAUAGCUGGACUUCUAAAUAGGCAGCCUAGGCAACUACCUGAGUUAGUUUUAUCAGAGGAGAUGGUUAGCAAUGCUGCGGCUUCAUUCCGUGUUAAAGUUAACAACAUGCUGAUGAUAGCGCAUGAUAUUACUCUUGGCAAGGACUUCCGGCUGUUUUUCCAGGUUGUGCUUGUCCUUUGGCUGUUAUCUGUUAUUGGAAAUUUCUGCUCGUCAAUCACUCUUGCUUACAUAGGAACCAUUGCAUUGGUCUCAAUACCGGCAUUGUACAACAAAUACCAGCGGCCUGUCGAUAGGUAUGCUGGGAUGCUCCACUGGAACAUAUCGAGGCAUUACAAGAUAGUUGAUGAGAAUGUGAUCAGUAGACUACCGAGAAGGUUUAUCAGAGAUAAAGAGGACUGA